Messenger RNA from Lachancea mirantina, 756 nucleotides. NCBI's taxonomy places the organism in Eukaryota, Fungi, Ascomycota, Saccharomycetes, Saccharomycetales, Saccharomycetaceae. The record is from the annotation of a GenBank genome assembly.
AUGGGGAAGACUUAUUUUAUUGCUGGGGGGACUCGCGGAAUAGGAUUGGCUCUAGUGAAAGAGUUAAGCGAACAGAGCGAAGGAAAUUUGGUUUUCACAUCAGCCAGAAAUCCAGAUCAGGCCAGUGAGCUUUCAGAAUGGACUGAGAGCCAUAAAAAUGUUCAGGUGGUUUCUCUAGAUGUUACCGAUGCUGCAAGCGUCAAAGCAAGCGCUACAAGAGUUCGGACUCUGGCACCAGGUGGAAUUGACGUUUUGGUGGUGAAUGCUGGUGUUGGGAGUAGUUCAGCUCUUUUGCAAACUUCCGAUUCAGAGUAUCACAGAGUUUUUGACACUAAUACCCUAGGGCCUAUCAGAGUCAUUGAAGCAUUUCUGCCUCUUUUGAGAGAAGGAGAAACAAGGCAUAUUGCAGUCAUAUCUUCAAUUGCCGGGUCUAUUCAAAUCUGCUUUCCCGAAGUAACACCGGCUUAUGCAAUUUCGAAGUUGGCAGUUAAUUUCUACGUCAGAAAUCUGAGCACUACACUCAAAAAUGAGGGCUUCUCGGUUCUUGCAAUUCACCCCGGUGUUGUUGGUACAGACCUGUUUUUCGAUACUGUGAACGCGAUGGGUCCAGAAAUUGCAAAAGCCAUACAGGAAAAGUAUCCUCCCAUAACCCCUAAAGCCUCCGCCUCGCAAAUCAUCGAAAACAUCUUAGCCAAGCAAGGCCCUACUUUUACUGAUCGCUUUGUUAGCUAUGAUGGAUCAGAAAUUCCAUGGUAG